GCUCACACUUCUUGAGUUCUUUCCCCCUUCAGCCACACACUUCUCUGAAUUUCCUUUUCAUCAUUCUCAUCUCUCUCCCACGCGCUCUCAAAAAAACACACAUUAUAGCUUGAAGUAGCAAAAAUAAACUCAAGGGCAGUCCCAAUUCAACUCUUCUGGACAGACAAAGUUACAAUUUUGUGAACCAAGAAGAUAACUGUUAAGGGGUUUGUGUGGAUUGCUGCAUUGGAGGGGUGUUAUUAUAGAGGUUGUAAAGUGAAGGUCCAUGAUAGGAUUAAGAUAAGGUUAAAGAACAAUGGCUGCUGUUGCUUCCCUAGUGAACUUGGGAAGUGGUUGCACUUGCACUUGUUCUUCUGGGAAAUUUGAAGGUUCAUUUUCAUUGAUUAAGCGGGUUUCUUACUCUAGGAAUUACAGGGCUUCUCCAAGAAUUUGGGUUGGUAAGAGAUGGAGAUAUGUGUCGGUCUGUAGAUUCUCAGUGACCACCGACUAUAUUGCUGAUCAGGGUACGUCAAUAUCCCUUGAUUCCACAUUUAGAGGAAGUAAUAGUGAUGAUGCUGAUCUUGUCCUUAAGCCAGCUCCAAAGCCUCAGUUGAAAUCUGAUUCUAGAGCUGAAAACCUUUUAGGAAUAGAUUCUCUUGAUUGGGAUGGAUCCAAACUUAGCUCGGAUUCUGAAGAUGAAAAGGUGAACAAUGAUGAAGAAGAGAGAAAUAAAGUGAUUGAGUCACUUGGUGAGGCAUUGGAGAAGGCUGAGAAACUGGAAACAAGUAAGAAGGUUAGUGUUUCAGUUAGUAAAUCACCAGCUAAUGGUGGUGCUAACAAAAGUGAUGGUAAUUUAGUAAAUUCGGGAUCCAGUUCCAAUAAGAAGUCUAAGACAUUGAAGAGCGUGUGGCGAAAGGGGAACCCAGUUGGCAGUGUACAAAAAGUUGUGGAACCUGCAAAGCAACGGCCAAAAAAUGAUGUUGCAGGGAAGAUUGAAUCUCAAACUGUUUCUCCUCUAGGAACCCCUAAGCCAUCACAAAAUGUUCGACCAAGGUUACAAGCAAAGCCUUCUGUUGCUCCUCCCCCUGUGGCUAGAAAACCUGUCAUUCUGAAGGAUGUUGGAGCUGCUCCAAAGCCGUCAUCUGCGAAUGUAACUGACUCUUCCUCUCAGACCAAAGAAAGAAAGCCAAUAUUGAUUGACAAGUUUGCUUCUAAGAAACCAGUGGUCGAUCCUUUGAUUGCGCAAGCUGUUUUAGCCCCACCUAAACCAGGAAAGGGUCGUGCACCUGGAAAAUUGAAGGAUGGAAAGUUGAAGGAUGAAAAGUCCAAGGAUGAAUUUCGUAAAAGGGGUGGUCCAUCUGGAGGCCUACGUAAGCGUAUAGUUGAUGCUGAUGAUAUUUCUGAUGAGGAGAUUCCAGAGCUUGAUGUUUCAAUUCCUGGUGCUGCCACAGCAAGGAAAGGAAGAAAAUGGACAAAGGCAAGUCGUAAAGCUGCACGACUCCAGGCAGCUAAAGAUGCUGCGCCUGUUAGGGUUGAGAUCUUGGAAGUUGGCGAAGAAGGUAUGCUAACAGAGGAGUUGGCGCACAACUUGGUCAUCAGUGAAGGUGAGAUUUUUAGAUCUUUAUACUCAAAGGGAAUCAAACCUGAUGGUGUGCAAACUCUCAGCAAAGACAUGGUGAAGAUGAUCUGUCAGGAGUAUGAUGUUGAAGUUAUUGAUGCUGACCCUGUGAAAGUGGAGGAAAUGGCAAAAAAAAAAGAAAUUUUUGAUGAAGAUGAUGUCGACAAGUUGGAAGACAGGCCUCCUGUUCUGACCAUCAUGGGACACGUGGACCAUGGGAAAACCACACUUUUGGAUUACAUCAGGAAAAGCAAGGUGGCAGCAUCUGAAGCAGGUGGAAUUACUCAAGGCAUAGGGGCAUACAAGGUACAAGUACCUUUUGAUGGCAAGCCACAGACUUGUGUUUUCCUUGACACCCCUGGACAUGAGGCAUUUGGAGCAAUGAGAGCUCGUGGAGCCAGAGUAACAGACAUUGCUGUUAUUGUAGUUGCUGCUGAUGAUGGAAUUCGACCUCAAACAGAAGAGGCCAUUGCUCAUGCCAAAGCAGCUGGAGUGCCAAUUGUUAUUGCUAUAAACAAAAUUGAUAAGGAUGGAGCUAAUCCAGAUAGAGUCAUGCAAGAACUUUCUUCAAUUGGUUUGAUGCCAGAAGACUGGGGUGGUCAGACCCCAAUGGUUAAGAUCAGUGCUCUUAAAGGCGAUAACAUUGAUGAUUUGUUAGAAACUAUCAUGCUUGUCGCUGAGUUGCAAGAGCUGAAGGCUAAUCCUCAGAGAAAUGCAAAGGGCACAGUUAUAGAGGCUGGCCUUGAAAAAUCUAAAGGAUCUGUUGCCACAUUCAUUGUGCAGAAUGGCACGUUAAGAAGAGGAGAUGUAGUAGUUUGUGGGGAAGCUUUUGGAAAGGUAAGGGCUUUAUUUGAUGAUGGUGGGAAGCGAGUUGAUGAAGCUGGGCCUUCUAUACCUGUUCAGGUCAUUGGAUUGAAUACUGUUCCUUCUGCUGGUGAUGAGUUUGAAGUUGUUGAGUCUCUUGACUUUGCUCGUGAAAAAGCUGAGUUAUGGGCUGAAUCAUUGAGGAAUGAACGCCUGUCGGCAAAAGCUGGAGAUGGAAAAAUUACACUUUAUUCCCUGGCUUCUGCUGUUUCAGCAGGAAAGCAGGCUGGAUUGGACUUGCACCAGCUGAAUCUAAUUCUAAAGGUUGAUCUUCAGGGAUCCAUAGAAGCUGUUAGACAGGCCCUUCAGGUCCUUCCGCAAGAAAAUGUGACUUUGAAGUUCCUACUACAAGCAACUGGGGAUGUGAGCACCAGUGAUGUUGACCUUGCUGUCGCUAGUAAUGCCAUUAUAUUCGGGUUCAAUGUGAAAGUCCCUGGUUCUGUCAAGAGCUAUGCAGAGAACAGGGGUAUUGAGAUUCGGCUGUACAGAGUUAUAUAUGAACUUAUCGAUGAUGUGCGGAACGCUAUGGAGGGACUACUGGAGCCUGUUGAGGAACAAGAGCCAAUUGGUACAGCUGAAGUACGAGCUGUGUUCAAGAGUGGGAGUGGGCAUGCUGCUGGAUGCAUGGUAAUGGAAGGAAAAGUUGUGAAAGACUGUGGGAUUCGGGUUGUGAGAAAAAGAAAAGAAGUCUAUGUUGGCAAACUUGAUUCACUACGACGGGUUAAGGAACUUGUGAAAGAGGUAAAUGCGGGACUAGAGUGUGGAAUAGGAGUAGACGACUUCGAUGGCUGGGCGGAAGGGGAUGUUAUUGAAGCCUUCAACACCCUGCAAAAGAAAAGAACACUUGAGGAGGCAUCAGCCUCAAUGGCAGCUGCUCUUGAAGAAGUUGGAAUAAAGCUGUAGAGAAGGUAUCAAUUGUUGGUUUUAGCUGACCUGCAAUCUUGAUUUUGUCAAGACAUAGUUUCUCCCUUUUCCAGAGGUGAAUUUACCACGGUUUCAAGUGCACUCGGCCUGGGAGUUGGGUCUGUCUUCACUAACUGACAAGUAUACUCAGAUGCCUUGGACAUGAGCUUGGGAUUUGGCCAUCAUGGGUUGUUGUUGCAUUGUUUGUAAAUAGUGGUAUAUAUUAGAUUUGAGCUCCAUUUUGUAGAGAGCAACUGAGCAUGAUAUCCACCAUUGUUUUGAACUGUUCAGAUUCAAUGAAGAUACUAAGUGUAACACACCAAGUCAUGAAAAGAGUAAAGAUCCAAAAGGAAAGAACGAAUAUGAUGCAGCCUUUUUGCUGCCACAGCUUGUUCAACUGAGCAAUAGACUCCCCUCUUCUGGGUGUAAUUUCCUUCAGGCUGUACCACAGCUACUCUUACUGGAAUGCUGAGAUGAAAAUACAAUAUGACCAGAAUUCAAGUAUUUAUUUGUGUU
This is a messenger RNA of Coffea eugenioides, 3880 nucleotides long. Its product is annotated as translation initiation factor IF-2, chloroplastic. Lineage: Eukaryota; Viridiplantae; Streptophyta; Magnoliopsida; Gentianales; Rubiaceae. The transcript is spliced from 13 exons. Bases 296 to 3364 code for a protein of 1022 amino acids. Gene Ontology annotation, molecular function: translation initiation factor activity; GTP binding; GTPase activity. The record is from RefSeq and is a predicted model, not a curated record. Gene Ontology annotation, biological process: translational initiation.